AUGGCAAAGGCAGCUGCUUUGUCUUUUCCAGUCCCUGAUACAGCUAAGCAAUCUGAAAGUGGCCUCUCUUGGAAGGAGAUGGUUAUGAUUUCAUGGAUUCCAGUCGCAGUCUUGGGAUUCAUCGGAAAUGGAAUUGUUUCCUAUUUUUUCUGGUACAGGAGAAAAACUUCUAGGUUUUUUCUGUAUUUCCAGAAUAUCACUAUAGCUAAUUUUUCAGUACUUAUCUACGUAUUUGUAUAUUUUCAUAGGCUUUUCUUACGGAUAAGAAUCAAGAACGUUUUUGAACACUUUGUGCAUACAGUGCAGUUAUUGGGAGACAACACCAGAUUCUAUCUCUUAGCAGCCAUCUGUGUGGAAAGAUAUCUUCUUGUCUUUCGCUCAGUUUGGGUGAAGACUCGUCGGCCACAGUACACAUCAGCCGUGGUGGUUAGUAUUGUAUGGGUUUUGGCCGGCAUGGUAUCCACAGUGGAUCAUUUGGCCUGCUCUCCAGCAUUCUUCGUAACCACUUUUGAAUUUGAACUUUACUGCGUAUCUUUUACUGUCCUCAGGAUAAUUCUCGAGAUAGGACUCAUUCUCAUCACCAUAAUCUUUUGCACUGUAGCCAUUUUGAAGCAAAUUCUAACACAGCCAAUGCCUCCAGUAAGGCUUGAUGUCACCAUUGUAGCCACAGUCCUUCUGUAUCUUCUAACUGACGCACCUACUAGAAUUGUUUACGAGUUUUCUGUUUGGCUUGACAUAGAUGGGUUUGCGUUAAUUCUAAUGACUCAAUUAUUUGACACCAUCAACUGUGCUGUUGUUCCGUUUAUAUUUCUCAUUGUUGGAUGUUGGAAGAAGACCUCGGAUGAGCCAGUCAACCUGUUUCUUGAAAGGGCUCUGGCGUUUGAAGAAAACAGGGUAGAAGGAACACAAGGAAUACAAGGAGUGCGGGCCUGA
Anolis sagrei ordinatus is the source of this 933-nucleotide messenger RNA. Its product is annotated as proto-oncogene Mas-like. The record is from RefSeq and is a predicted model, not a curated record. Gene Ontology annotation, molecular function: G protein-coupled receptor activity. Gene Ontology annotation, biological process: G protein-coupled receptor signaling pathway. Gene Ontology annotation, cellular component: membrane. Lineage: Eukaryota; Metazoa; Chordata; Lepidosauria; Squamata; Anolidae.